Messenger RNA from Cooperia oncophora, 441 nucleotides. NCBI's taxonomy places the organism in Eukaryota, Metazoa, Nematoda, Chromadorea, Rhabditida, Trichostrongylidae. The record is from the annotation of a GenBank genome assembly.
AUGCAGGAGAUGCGCUCGUGGUUGGCUGUGGUGACUAUUCUAUGUUUCGACUCUCCUGGAGUAACCGAAAAAUGCGACAAGCAUGACUCAUCAGAAAGUCCGGGAUACAAACUCGCAUCAGAAAUGCUCAGGAAGUCCAUCAACUUCUCGUUUUCUCGGGUUCUCGGGGUACUAACCUGUGAUCAACUAAAAUCAUUUGUACGCAACAGAAAAGUUCAGGUUGAUCCAUGCGUGGAUUUUUUCGAGUUCACUUGUGGCAACUGGAUCGCCGCUCAUCCGAUUCCUAGCGACGAAUCUUAUCGCACACAAGCACACGUACUAUCGGAUAAGGUCCGAAAGCAGAUGAGAGAUGCACUUGAGUCGCCAGAGAUCUUCGCUUCGAAAUCCAUGAAUGCUCCUGAAGUCUAUAUACCACAAAUGUAUGGACCAAAAGGAAGUUAA